Messenger RNA from Ziziphus jujuba (common jujube), 3093 nucleotides. Its product is annotated as heavy metal-associated isoprenylated plant protein 34. NCBI's taxonomy places the organism in Eukaryota, Viridiplantae, Streptophyta, Magnoliopsida, Rosales, Rhamnaceae. The transcript has 3 exons. Gene Ontology annotation, molecular function: metal ion binding. The record is from RefSeq and is a predicted model, not a curated record. The coding region runs from base 1196 to 2926 and encodes 576 amino acids.
AGUUCAAACAAAGACUACAAAUCAUUGUUGGACUACUUUUUACAUUCUCAGAAAUUUGACGCCCGGUGCUUGUUUGUCCACAAGAGCCACUAUCGAUUCUCAUAUUUUGCCUAUCCUCAACCCCAAGAUAACCCAGUUUCCCAUUUCCAUCUUCGAAGUUCAAAGGCAAAAUACUUAAUCAGGAUUAGAACUAUGAACCACUUUAUCAGUUUCAUAAUUUGUGCUCUUAACUUUCUUUUUCUGUUGGGGGGUACUAUUUGAGAGAUUAUAAAUAUAAGAAUGUAGUCUAACUUUUCAUAAAAAAAUGUUUUUUUCUCCUUUUAAUCCAUAUUUGUAAUCCCUAAGCUUUUCCAUUUAUGCUUUUCUUAUGAUAUGCAUAUUAUUUUCUCACAUAACCCAAUUAUAUCCAACCAAAAGGCUUUCACAAGGGAAAAACAAAACAUAGAUGCCAUCCACUUUUGCUGCCCUUGUACACAAAGCUCAAAAAAGUUAAAGAAAGAAGAAAGUAAAUGGUUAAGUUUCUGAAGCAGUUCAUGCCCAAUGGAAUAUCUAAUGCAGUUCGAUACCAUAUACGAAUAAACAUUUCAAUUAAAAAAUAAAAUGAUUAAUUAAAGAAGCCCAUUUGGGAAGGGCCAGAUAAUGGAUUAUGGAUCUAGUGUCACAAGGUUUGUGAUCAGCUGCAGACUACAGCUAGCCCAUAAUAUCUGGAGAUUGGGCUCAUAGGUAAGUGCCAUUAUACCUAAUAUUAUCUUUCAUUAUUGGCAAAGAGGUUUAUAAUAAUAAUAUAUAUUUUCUUUUGGGUAAUAGGGAUAUAAAAAAAUUAUUUGGGUUUAAAAUAAUAAAGCUGCCUCCUUUUAAGCUGUGACAUUAUAAACCGCUUGUCCUAUAUUUUCCAGCUGUUCAUUUAUGCCUUGUAGCCUGAGUUUUCUCCUUGGGGAACUGCUUUCUCUCUCUCUCUCUCUCUCUCUCUUAAAAAAAAAAAGUUUGAAAAUGGUAACACAACCCUGAAACCAAGGUAGACAGCUUAAAAGAUAAAGUGUUUAAUGCUCACCAACCGCCUUUGGACUAUAUUCUCAGUCUAAAACCUCUCUAUCUCUUUCAUUUUCUUAGUUUUCAGUUUUAGACCCAUUUCAACCCUCUCUUUCUCUUUCACUCUCUGAUUCUCUCUCACUCUUUCUCUGUAUCAAAAAGAAGAAUGAGUAAACAAGAGUUUAUGAAGAUUCAGACUUGCGUUCUCAGGGUGAACAUACACUGUGAUGGGUGUGAGCAGAAAGUAAAGAAACUGUUGCAAAAAAUUGAUGGUGUGUAUACUGUCACCAUUAAUGCAGAACAAGGGAAGGUGACAGUUUCAGGCUGUGCAGAUCCAGCAAAACUCAUCAAGAAGCUUGAAAAAUCAGGGAAACAUGCAGAGCUUUGGGGAGUCCAAAAGGGCACUACAAAUUUCAACCAAGCCCAGCUCAACAACCAGUUCAAGAACAUGCAGAUUGGAAAUGGUAAAGGUGGAAAAGACAACAAAUUUCAGAAGGGUGGGAAAGACCAGCACAAGGGUAGCCAACAACAACAACAACAAGCAUACCACCAACACCAACACCAAAUGAAAGGGGCUAAGGACAUGAAGCUUCCAUCAAAGGACCAGAAAUCUGUGAAGUUCAACUUGCAAGAUGAAGAAUUUGAUAUGAGUGAUCACGAGUUUGACGAGUUUGAUGAUGAUUUUGAUGAUGAAUGCGAUGAUGAAUUUGACGACGAUUAUGAUGAUGAGGAGUUUGAUCAUGGUCAUCAUCAUUUGCCAAGUAAAAUGAUGCCCAUCAUGGGUAAUGGUCAUGGGCCACAAGGGCCCUAUGGAAAGAUGAUGCCAAUCAUGGGUAAUAGCCAUGGGCGAUAUGGGCCUAAUGGAAUGAAGAAUGUGCAUGCCAUGGAUGACAGAAAAUUUGGUGGUGGCGGUGGAAAUGGAGCCUCUAAGAAAGGUGGGGUUAUUGAUUUCCCAAUAGAAGUAGUGAAGGGUAAGAGUAAUGGAAAAAACAAUGAAGCAAAGAAUGGGAAUGGAGGUAAAAAAGGUGGUGGUGGUGAUGGAAAAAACAAGGGUGGGAAUAAAAAACAAGGUGGUAAAGAGAAAAAUGGUAGCAAAAAAGGGGGUGGUUUUCUGGGAUUUGGUAAAAAAGCUGGAGUGUUAUUUGGAUUUGGUAAAAAAAAUAAGAAAGCAGGUAGUGGUAGUGCAAAGAAGGGUAGCAAUAAAGGCAGUGGGAAUGAUAGUAAUAAAAGCAAUAAUGGCAAAGGGUCCCAUAAAAAUGGAAGCAAACGCGAUGGGGACCAUGAAAUUGAGUUCAGCAAACCAAAGGGUGGUUUUCAAGAUAUUGAUAUCACUAGCCAUGGCAAAGGAGGCAAAGGUAACAAAGGAGGAGGAGGUGGUGGUGGUGGUGGUGGAGCUGCCAAAAAUGUGGGUCAGAUGGGCCAAAUGAACGGCCAUGGUGGUGGUGGUGGUGGGAACAUGGGUCAAAUGGGUCAGAUGGGUCAGAUGGGUCAUAGUAUGAGUUUGGGUCAUAUGAAUCCAAUGGGUAAUAAUCCAAUGGGUCCUAUGGGUAGUUAUCCAGCGGUACCGGGACUACCUGCAGCAGCAAUGAUGAACGGCAAUGGAGGAUAUUAUCAAGGGAUGGGCCCUGGCAACCCUUAUAAUCAACUUCAUCAACAACAACAACAACAACAACAACUACAACAGCAGCAGCAACAACAGUACAUGCAGCAACAACAGUACAUGGCAAUGUUGAUGAACCAGCAGAGGGCCAAUGGGAAUGAGAUGUUCCAACCAAUGAUGUAUGCACGGCCACACCCUGCGGUCAAUUACGCGGCACCACAGAUACCGCCUCAUGUGGCCGAUCCCUACACUCACUUCUUCAGUGAUGAGAAUACCGAUAGUUGCAAUGUAAUGUAAAUUGUUAGGAUAACCCAAAAAAAAAAAAAAAAAAAAAAAUUUAUAAUAUGUUUUGUUUUGUUCUCUUGUAUGUUUUUUUUGCUUUUUAAUUGUACUAGAAAAUUGCAAAGGUUUGAUAGUGCCAUUGCUUAUGUUAUAUGGUAAGCAUUGGAAGAUUUUGGAACCCA